Messenger RNA from Puntigrus tetrazona (Sumatra barb), 2109 nucleotides. It is a transcript of the gene grk7b, whose product is annotated as G protein-coupled receptor kinase 7b. NCBI's taxonomy places the organism in Eukaryota, Metazoa, Chordata, Actinopteri, Cypriniformes, Cyprinidae. Gene Ontology annotation, molecular function: ATP binding; rhodopsin kinase activity. Gene Ontology annotation, cellular component: cytoplasm. Bases 1 to 1644 code for a protein of 547 amino acids. Gene Ontology annotation, biological process: regulation of signal transduction; signal transduction; protein phosphorylation. The record is from RefSeq and is a predicted model, not a curated record. The transcript has 4 exons.
AUGUGUGACAUGGGUGGACUGGACAACCUGGUGGCCAACACAGCCUACCUAAAAGCACAGAGUCUAGAUGACAAAGAAAUGAGGAAACGAAGGCGUAGCCUUAUACUUCCCCAACUUGAGAAUUGUACAGAGGCACUUGCAACUAUUCCCAAGGACUUUGAGGACAUCUGUGAGCAGCAGCCCAUUGGGAAAACAUGCUUCCGACGGUUCCUUUUAGCCUCCAGUCCAGAAUACCUAGCCGCUGCAGAGUUUCUGGAUGAGUUGAAUGACUGGAAUUUGGCAGAGGCUGGUGCUAAAGACAAAGCCAGGCAGAAUAUCAUUAACAAAUUCUGCAAAGCUGACUCCAAGAGUUUCAUGGCUUAUUUGACAGAGGACUUGGCGGAAAAAUGUAAAGUUGUCUCUGAGAAGGACUUUGAGGAGGUAAUGAUGGGACAGGUUAAGGAAGCCACACAAGAGUUCCUGAGAAGAAAACCUUUCACUGAGUUUCAGACCAGCCCGUUCUUUGAUAGAUUUGUGCAAUGGAAGCAAUUCGAGAAGCAGCCCAUCUCUGAUAAAUAUUUCUAUGAGUUCAGAACUUUGGGAAAAGGAGGAUUUGGAGAGGUGUGUGCUGUUCAGGUCAAGCACACGGGCCACAUGUAUGCCUGCAAAAAGCUGGACAAGAAACGUCUGAAGAAAAAAGGAGGUGAAAAGAUGGCUCUGCUAGAGAAAAUAAUCUUGGAGAAGGUGAACAGCCUGUUUCUGGUGAACUUGGCCUACGCGUUUGACACGAUAACCCACCUGUGUCUGGUCAUGACUCUGAUGAAUGGAGGAGAUCUGAGGUACCACAUCUUCCACACUGGGGAGAUUGGCAUUGAGAUGGAGCGCAUCAUUCACUACACAGCUCAAAUCAUCACUGGUAUCCUGCACCUACAUGCCAUGGAUAUUGUGUACCGGGACAUGAAGCCAGAGAAUGUCCUACUGGACAGUCAAGGCCAGUGCAGGUUGUCAGACUUGGGUCUUGCUGUGGAGCUACCAAACGGCAAAACCAUCACUCAAAAGGCUGGCACCAAAGGGUACAUGGCGCCAGAGAUCCUGAAGCAGGAACCGUAUCGUACAUCAGUGGACUGGUGGGCCUUGGGCUGCAGCAUCUAUGAGAUGGUGGCCGGCCGUCUGCCUUUUAGAGGUCACAAAGAGAAGGUCACUAAAGAAGAGAUAGUAAGAAGAACUCUAGAAGACGAGUGCAAAUUUGAAAACAAAAAUUUUGACACCCCCUCAAAGGACAUCAUCUGUCUUUUUCUGAAAAAGAACUCCGAAGACCGCCUUGGCUGCAAGGAUGACCCUCGAAAACACGAGUUCUUCAAAUCCAUCAACAUCCCUCGAUUAGAGGCAGGACUUAUUGCACCUCCAUGGGUGCCCAAACCCAAUGUUGUGUAUGCUAAAGACACGGGUGACAUUCGGGACUUCUCUGAGGUUAAAGGGAUUGAAUUUGAUGCCAACGAUGAGAAGUUUUUUAAGGAAUUCAGCACAGGAGCAGUGUCAAUUCCAUGGCAACAGGAGAUGAUUGACAGCGGACUCUUUGAUGAGCUUAAUGACCCAAACAGGAAGAAAGUGGGACUCGAUGAUGACGAUGAUGAGCAAAAAUCCAAAUCUUGCACUCUUCUGUGACAGAACAAGAACCUUGCGCAAAAAAACAAUAAUUUUUUUACAUUUUAUUUUAUAUUAUUAUUAUUAUUUAUUUACUUGUGUGUUAUUUUGUCUUUUUUUUUAGAUUUAAAAAAAGUAAUGAUCUUAUAGUGACUGCACUUGGAUGGUUUGUUGCUAAAAAAUAAUAUUAUUUUAGCAUUCGUUUAUUUUAAUACUAAGUGAUUUUAAUGAGCAUUUAUACAAAAGAUUAUGAAAAAAAUAGUAAUCUGUACUGUUGAUGGUUGAUGCAUGGCUGAUGCCCUAAUCAGUCAUAUCAGAUUUUAAAAGACAUGUUAUUUAUUUUUUUUAUUAAUGUACAUUUUUCAGUUACAUUUCCCUGUCAUUGUUAUACUGGUAAUAUAAUUUAUAAUGAAAAAAACAUGUUGAUAGUUUUCUCUAUGCGCUAUUAUUUAUUUGUUUUUCUCUGAUCAUAUGCAGAAAAAGUGA